AGGAGUUAGUGAUGAUGGAGAUCUUCACGAUAUACGUGGUGGCUUUAUGCCUGAUAUCAGCAGUGUCCGCUGAUGAAGAUUGUGGCCCUGGAAUGCCCAAAGUCACCCGUGGACUUCAGGGAGAAAUCUACAGUCCUGGAUACAAAGAAGGAAAGCCUUAUCCAGAAAGUGUUAUAUGUCAAACUAGGAUUAGAGCAGCCUUUGGAUCAUUUAACGUCAAACUGACUUUUGAGGAUUUGGAUAUUGAGCCAUUUGAUCACUGUGGCACCGAUUCAUUGGAUAUUUUUGAUCAGAAUUCACAUUAUGCGUUUUGUGGUAAUGACACCAACAUUCCUCCCAUCGUGUCGUCUGGAGGCGAACUCGUCGUUCUGUUUCGUUCCGAUUUCAUCAAGGGAGGGAGAGGAUUCCACCUGAAGUACACCAUAGGUCUUGAUCAAAAACUGUGUCCUAAAGGACAGAAAGCCUGCAGAAAUCGCAAGUGCUACACUCCCACCCAAACUUGUGAUGGACAAGAUCAAUGUGGUGACGGGACAGAUGAGGAAAACUGUGGAUAUCCAAUUUCUAAUACUGACUGUGGCAUCAGGCCCAAUAAGAAUUCGCCUGCACUGGAUCGAAUCGUGGGGGGCCGAGAAGCAGAGCCUGGAAGCUGGCCGUGGCAGGCUGAUCUUCAGUUGGAACAGUUUCACCCGAACGGACAUAUGUGUGGUGGCACUCUCCUGAAUUCACAAUGGGUCCUCACAGCAGCCCACUGCUUGGGCGGAAAUGGAAGACCUGAAAAUUGGAGGAUCCAUUUCGGAAAUCACCACAAAUUCAAAAAAGACUCCACUGAACAAAUUCGAUACGUGAAGCGUCUCAUCGUGUACCCUGGGUACACCGGUGCCGAUCUUUACAGGUUCCAACAACCUGACAUGAAUAAUGACAUUGCCUUAAUGAAACUCAGUGCUCCAGUAAAGUUUACGGAUUACGUACGCCCGGCCUGCACCCCUAAACAAGAUUUCGAUUUGAAACUAGGCACACAAUGUGUUGGAACAGGAUGGGGAACAACUAGAGGAACUGGUGGAGCACAUGUUCUGAAAGAAGUCGAUCUGUGGGUGGAAGACGAUGAAGCUUGCUCAGGCGAAUUUGGAGCUAUUAACCCAACAACACAUAUUUGUGUCAAGAACAGAAAUGGAUGGCAAGAUGUCUGCCACGGUGACAGCGGAGGACCCUUAGUUUGCAAAUCUAAUGGAGUCUGGACCGUCUACGGUGCCACGAGCUUUGGAACAGCUGGGAACUUGGAAGGUGGUCUCUGCGCCAUGCCCGGCUCCCACUCUGUCUAUGCUAAGGUGUCCCACAAGUCGGAUUGGAUCCAGGACCAAAUCAAUUUAUACAGCUGAAUAAAAUGAGUAAUCAAGAAUGUGUAAAAUAAAGCUUCUGAUUUUAAUUUCGGA
Molecule: messenger RNA, 1430 nt
Organism: Uloborus diversus
Lineage: Eukaryota; Metazoa; Arthropoda; Arachnida; Araneae; Uloboridae
Product: chymotrypsin-like elastase family member 2A
Exons: 9
Coding region: 12-1376 (454 amino acids)
Biological process (GO): proteolysis; acrosome reaction
Molecular function (GO): serine-type endopeptidase activity; protein binding
Source: RefSeq, a predicted model, not a curated record